Molecule: messenger RNA, 2766 nt
Organism: Chondrus crispus (carragheen)
Lineage: Eukaryota; Rhodophyta; Florideophyceae; Gigartinales; Gigartinaceae
Exons: 1
Coding region: 1-2766 (921 amino acids)
Source: RefSeq, a predicted model, not a curated record
AUGGGUAAAGAAGAGUACUCCCCGGACCCGGACAUUAGCAUCCGCACGCCCAGUCGCCCGCUGCCCACCUUCUCGGGGCUGACCCUGCCGACGCCGCUGCGCGCGCUGUACAAGCACCACGAGGGUGCCCUAUCCACCCCGCACCCAUCCGAGCUCACGGCCCUCGCCACGCGCCUCAAGAGCAUCCGUCUCGACGUGUCGCCCACGCCCGACCCGAACGAGCCCGAGCGCGCAGCGCCAAAGCCGACAAAGCUCGACUUUGGAGAACACGUCGAAAGCGAUAAGGAGAACGUCGAUAAUGGCCGCAGAGUUGACCAUGUGAAACCGCCUAGGACCCCCAAGCGCGUGGGGAGCGGCCUGUUCGCGGGAAGCCCGGCGUCAGACAUAGGGGAAAAACUACGCGCGUCUCUCCACAAUUCGGAUGCAAGGGUGGCGUCGCUGACUCCACGUGCACCAUCUUUGCAGGAAGAAGACAAUACAUCAGAUGUGGAAACGGAUGGGAGCCCACCUUCACUCACGGAAACACCGACCACUCAAACUAUAUUUACUUCACCAGCGGCACAACGCGCUGGGCCGGAUGUUCAGGAACGCUUGACCCCACACAACUCUGAAGCUUCCGCAUCAAACCACUCUGUCGAGUGCCAACCGGGAGACGAUGCCGACUCUCUGUCCUCAGAAGGGGCAAAUAUCCCCGAACAAUUGACCGAAAGAAUCGAACCAUCACCUACCACCAAUGAGGAGUUGCAUCCCGAACAGGUUACUAGCGACACUCUGGAGCAGCAAGUCGGCUCUGUUCAAUCUGAACAAGAUGAUACAGAACAAGAUGCGAGUGAGUCUGCUUUCCUUUCCGAGCAGUUGCAGAUCCUCCUUGAGGGCAAGGACAAGUGGAGCUGGCCGAAGAGAUGUGAAGCGAUGACUACCGUGUCACAGGCGCUUGUAACUUCUCCCUCUGAUGGAGACAUUGCGACUGUACGUGAGGCAAUGGCUUCAUUGUCCAAUGCAGUGAACGACAACCUCGACGAGUUAAGGCCGAGCAUCAUCAAUUCCGCAUUGCGCCUCAUCAACAGCGUUUUGACAUCUAAGGCCGACAGGGGCUCGAACUUUGCCGAGGACGUAUUCCCAAGCGUCAUGGACAUUUCUUGCGGCCGUUCGCUGACAGCCCGAGAAGCUGCUCGAUGUAUCGCCUUGAUGCUACAAGUGUACCCGUGCCUAAGCAAUAUCUUGGAAGAUGCUGAUAACCCCGAUCGACUUAUCGAACUGCUGCAGCUCGACGUCGAUGAGGAGAGUGGCUUGCCAGAAACCCAGGAUCGGGCGAAGCUUGCUCUACCGCUUGUGCACCAGGCGGUUCAUGGUGAAGUGUCAGUGAUCCCACAUUCUCCAGAGGGGGUUGUGACUCCAGCCGCACAGAAUGGACCAUGCCAGGCAUCCAACGAAUCUGUGAGCCCGGUACACUGUUCCACGAACAAAAACUCACCAGCGAGUGCAGGACGUGUCGAAUCUGCGACCGAUUCGGCCGAGAAGACGAAAUCAUCAUCGGCUGCUCAGCCUACAGAGAUCCCCUCUCCAAGUGGCUCAGACUUCAGAACACCACAGCAGCAUAGGUUUUCGGAGAGACUCGGCCCGACCUCUUCGAGUGAAUUCAAGGCCACAAAGCGCCAAUCCCUUCGAGCGAACCUCGCGGAUAUCCGCUUAAAUACACCUCUCAUGCGCAAUAAGAAGCUCGGAAAUAGCAUUAGAAAAAUCAGUCCGCUCUCUGGUCGAAAGAAGCGAACGUACACGGAGGAGGACAUCGCGGAGGCACGGAGUGCCGCCAUUCGGGUUGUCAUGGAGGAAUCAGCACAGCGAGAGGCAAAGUUGAGGGCGGAAUAUCAAAAGGAAAGAAGUGAACUCGAGAAAAAGUUUUUGAAGGAACAGUCUCUUGCGGCUGAGCUCAACUCCGUCCUUACAGAAUAUGAGCAAACUAUGCAGAAGAUGAUUUCGCAAGGAAAUUCCCAAGCGAGUGCAUAUUGCACGUCUCUGGAGAAGGAAACCAAACGGCUGAAGGCAGAACUUUUGGAAGUGACCGAAGCAUAUGAGAGCGUGAAAGAAAGAUACGACAACGGAAAACAAGCAAUCAAAGUGUAUGAGAACAAAGAAACUCGAUUUAUCGAACAAAUUCGUACUUUGAAGAAGAACUUGAGCGAGCUUCAAAAGUGGAGUGACGACUUGAAGACGAACUGUGAGAAGAAACUUGCCAACGCAUUCUCUCAAGUGACAACCUUCCGGGCCUCGUAUAUGGAGGCGGAAGCACACCGGAACAAAGCAACGGUAGACUUAAACCGGGUGCAAUUAGAGUUGACAAAAUCUCUGUCAGAUCGCGCGAAAAUUGUAGCGACUCUUUCUACCCUUGAGGCCUCGUUGCAUCAGGAGGAGGACAAGACAUCUUCCUUGGAGACAUCGUUGUCCUCUACGAAAGAUUCCCUUGAGCGCAUCACGGUCCAGAAAGAACGGCUUGAGAGGGAAGUCAGCUCAGCGCAUGAGGAACUCAAGAAAACUAGUUCACAGUUGGUAGAGCUCGAGGACGCGAGAACUCGUGCUGAUCAAGCAAUUGAACAACUCCAGAAAGACACUGCCGAACGUCAAGCACUAAAGGCAAGAGCCUACGAUGAUUUAACGCGAAUUCGAGAAUUGGAGAACGAACUACAUGUCAAGGACAGGGAGUAUGAAGACUUGAGCAAUCUCUGUGACGAAGCGUGUUCUCAGUUGGAAAAAAUUAAGUCGCGGUAG